CUUCCUCUUCGUCUCCAACAAACUGUUCCAUCGUAUAAUAGAAGUAGUUUUUCUCUGGCUUGGGUCCAAGAAUUCUAAUCAAGCCAUGAGCCCUGCAAAGUUCAAUGGAGAUCUUCAUCAGGAUUCAAGGAGGGUGGAGAUCAACGGCCAACGUCCAUCUCCGUUGAAGGUCAACAAGGGUUCCCAUCUCAUUCACAAGGCAUCUUCGACAUCUUCAAUGUCAAUUAGCUCCUCCGUGUCUUGCGUUGCACCAAUGGCAAGGCAGCAACAACGGCAACCUGUCAUUAUAUAUACUCAUUCUCCAAAGAUUAUCCACACACAGGCUCGAGAUUUCAUGGCUCUAGUUCAGAAGCUCACGGGUGUUUCGUCGACGUCACGGUCUGGUUACGGGAUCGAUGUAAACAAGACUACACAGCCGCCAACUUAUAAGGAAGGAAAUGAACCUAACGUGAUGCCAGUUAGCCAUGAUGAUAAUGAGUCAACUACUUCGGCUCUUACCGAUGAGAAUUCCGGUGGUGGCGCUGAUUUCAAGGCAGGCUCAACCUCCAAUAAUAUGUCGUCGAUCCAAAACCAAAUGAAUCAAUAUUUUUCUGAUAUGCCUUUGUUCACUCCAAAUACGACCAAAUUCUUCUGCUCUCCUCGGCCUGUUUUUAGAUAUCCUGAUUCGGGGUACGUGUCGCCAAAUUUCUCUAACUCCAUGUCACCUUCUGUUUUCGAGUUUAUGAAGGAGCUUCCAGAAUAUUGAUAAGAUUCCGUAGUGUUUUGGGGAAUGAAUCAUUGCAGGGGAUCGAUAGUGACCAGUUUGUCUUCAUGUUUGUCCAUAUAUAUGUUUGAUUUGCUUAGUGUUUGAUUGUCUUUGUCAUUUAUGUUUAUGAUAUCUCUCUAUUGAAAUAGUACUUAGAAACAAAGCAGCAGCAAA
Juglans regia (Persian walnut) is the source of this 919-nucleotide messenger RNA. Its product is annotated as VQ motif-containing protein 8, chloroplastic-like. Gene Ontology annotation, cellular component: nucleus. Bases 86 to 745 code for a protein of 219 amino acids. The transcript has a single exon. NCBI's taxonomy places the organism in Eukaryota, Viridiplantae, Streptophyta, Magnoliopsida, Fagales, Juglandaceae. The record is from RefSeq and is a predicted model, not a curated record.